AUGCCACGGUCGAGGGGACAUUCAGCAGCGGCGGCAAGCGCUGUCGUGUCCAAAGUGUUCCCCUUGAUCCUGUCUUGCUCUGCCUGCUUGGCAUACAUAGACUUCGUUGCCGGCAAAAGCUUGCUCCCCAGGGUAGCCGGUGCGAACCGCCAGAGAUGA
Molecule: messenger RNA, 159 nt
Organism: Mixia osmundae IAM 14324
Lineage: Eukaryota; Fungi; Basidiomycota; Mixiomycetes; Mixiales; Mixiaceae
Exons: 2
Coding region: 1-159 (52 amino acids)
Source: RefSeq, a predicted model, not a curated record